UCAGCUUCACUCCAUCCCCCCACCCACCCACAGAGACACAGGCGCCCACUGGAUAACAGCAGCACUCAGGUGUCAUGGACGGACAACUUAUUCGCACAUGUGCGCCAACAUUUCACCGUGUUUCUGUCCCUUUGUGUCUUUAGACACACUAUUUAACCAGGUGGUGUGUUUGAAUUCACACUCGGUUAUUAUGGAUCGACUGGAUGAAUGGAGCUUCAAGUCCAAGAAAAUGGACCUGGAGGAGGAUUUCUACUUCGACUACGGAGCGGAGGAAAUGACAGGUUAUCAAGACCCCAAUGAACUUGUUGCUGCUUUGAAACAAAAGGAGGAAGAGGUUAUUUUGGCAGCCCAGCUGGGAAACGCAUUGCUCCUGGAAAACCGUCAGUUGAAAGAGAAAAGCGACAAACUUCAUGAACAAUACGCAGACAAACUGGAGGAGCUGGAGCAGGGCAGGCAUGAGCUGCGGCUGAAGCUGGAGGGCAGCCAGUCCCAGUGGGAGAGCCAGGUGUUGGACCUGGAGAGGGAUGUGAGGGAGCUGAGGGCCCAGGUGGAGCGGCUCACCCAGGCCCUCAGCGAGGCCGAGAGGGAGAAGAGUCGAGCCCAGGUGGAGCACAGUGAGCACACACAGCAACUCAGGGAGCAGCUCAACACAGCGAUGGAGACGGAGAGAGCCAUGUCCGGUGAGCUGCAGGCUCUAAAACAGGAGCUCCAACAAAAAGGAAGCCACAACCGGCCGCAGGACGAGGAGCUGAUCAGUGCCAUGAGGGAGCAGGUGCUGCGUAUCACCCAAAAGGAGCAGUUGCUGGAAGAGCGUCUGGAGAGUGUGUGUACAGAAAACAAUGAGCUGAGGGCGAGUUUGGCCUCCUUACACACACGCCUGGCUCUACAUGACCAACUCAACCAGCAGCACAGCCAGCAGCUAGCAGAGGCGUGGCAGGAGGUGGAGGCGGCGAGGGGUCGCUCACAGCAGCUGCAGGUCCAGGUGGAGGAGCUUCAGGAGGAGGUGUCCCUGCAGGAAGGCAGGAGCCACGGAGACGCCUCCCUGCUGUCCGAGCUGGAGAUCAGCCUGGAGACAGCAGGGCUGGGAGUCCGUAAAGAAGAGAUAACGCAAGAAAUGGGAUCCAUCCUUCAGUUACUGCUCCCACUGACUCAGGAACUAAACAGCUCAGAGAGGUCAGAGGUCGUGGAUAAACAGGAGGACCUGCAGGCCAUGCUGCAUCGGCUGAAGGGAGUGGCCCAAACCCUGGCGCAGGCAUCCAGCCCUCAGGAGCUGAAUCGAGCUUUUGUCGACAGGACGGGCGAUCAGUGUGGGAAUCCAAGCGCAGCACAGGAGCUGAGAGAUCAGAUAUAUACGAUCCCCUUGCAGAACGUCCAGCUGCAGCUGGAAAACGCUCAACUGAAGCAGAAGCUGCAGGGUGUGCAGGAACAGGCUGAAGUGGUCCAGCAGGCCAUCAGAGACCGGGAUGAAGCCAUAGCCAAGAAAAACCUGAUGGAGGCCGAGUUGGUGAGAAGUAAAAAUGACAUGAUGUCUCUCAACAACCAGUUAUUAGAAGCCAUCCAACGUAAACUGGAGUUGUCACAGGAACUGGAGGCCUGGCAGGACGACAUCCAGAUCAUCAUCAAUCAGCAGCUCCGGUCCCAGCAGCAGUCUGAGCAUCUUCAGAAAAAGUCCACCUCCAAUGGCAUGUCCUUUUUCCGCAGGACCAGCAGGACGGCCUCCACCUCGACACGCCAGCCCUCCUCCUUCUCCUCCUCUUCCUCCACCUGGAAUUCAGACGCUGAUCAGGGCAAAACCCAAUCCCCCUGGAGGGACUGGUUAAGACGAGGGAAAGGGGCGAAUAAUGGACAGUGAGUGCUAUACCUUCCCCCUGAGUGCUGAGGAGAGGAGGUACCAGGAGGACAGGUCAGAAGGAAGUCACAAGUGCAGCUUCCCGUACGUCAUGUAUGGUGAAAAGCAGCCAUAAAGAUACUUUUUAUUCAAUGACGAACAGCCAAGCCACUAUGAACAAAGACUUGUAAAUAGGCCCUAACUUCUACACAUUUCACUCAGAGGCUGAGCCUUCCUAAAAUCUAAACUGUGACAACCUGGAACACUAUUAGGUUUGCUUGAGACUGUAAAUAUCGUGCCUUAUUUUGUAAUAUUGUGACUGUCUAUGUCUGAGACUUUAAUAUGGUAUACAUGGUAGGUGUAGAUCAGUAGAGAGUAUUUGUUCCGAUUUAUUUAUCAUAUGUCACAGAUCAAAGAGAGAGACCCACGGUCAGAAAAGUUAAUGAUCAAACAACUUGUUAUCGAUCUGAAUUGUGUCUUUACAAACCAAGUUUGAUGUGAGAAGUUACAUUUUUUACUGUCAGCUUUGCUCAAAAGCUAAAUAUGUAAAAAUGUUAAUUGUAUAAGAAACACUAUGUUUUUACUUUAUGUACACUGAGAUGGCUAUUAUUUUUUUAUAAUUCCAUUUUCGAUCUCUGAAUGAUGACUUGGUGUGGUAUGAGUCUGUGUAUAGCAUACACAUGUAUGUGCAUGUUCUGUAACUCAGUGUUUAAUAAAAGCUGCUGAGUACAA
Messenger RNA from Perca flavescens (yellow perch), 2560 nucleotides. RefSeq names its product BICD family-like cargo adapter 1. The record is from RefSeq and is a predicted model, not a curated record. Gene Ontology annotation, biological process: vesicle transport along microtubule; Golgi to secretory granule transport. The transcript has 10 exons. Lineage: Eukaryota; Metazoa; Chordata; Actinopteri; Perciformes; Percidae. The coding region runs from base 98 to 1852 and encodes 584 amino acids.